Musca domestica (house fly) is the source of this 1225-nucleotide messenger RNA. RefSeq names its product thioredoxin-related transmembrane protein 1. NCBI's taxonomy places the organism in Eukaryota, Metazoa, Arthropoda, Insecta, Diptera, Muscidae. The record is from RefSeq and is a predicted model, not a curated record. Bases 192 to 1205 code for a protein of 337 amino acids. The transcript has 4 exons.
CAUAAUUUUUUUUCUUCUUCACAACGACAAACGUCAUAAGAAUUUGGGCCGGUUUUAGAGAUAAACGCAAAAUAUUUCCAUUGGAAAUUGUGAAAUUUGGAAUUUUUCACAGGAUAUUAUUGAACCAAAACACGCACGAAGUGUGUGGCAUAACAUAAAACCACAAAAGACUUGAGCAAGCGGCAGUAAAAAUGCAAAAAUUAGCAGUUCGCAAUUGGGCGUUUUUGGCCAUAAUUCUUGGCUUUGUUGUUGUUGGCAUAGCUGAACAGCAGACAAUACAAAAAUCUUCGAAAUCAUUAAUUGAUUUAAAUGAAGACAAUUGGUCGUUGAUGUUAAAGGGCGAAUGGAUGGUGGAAUUUUUUGCCCCAUGGUGCCCAGCAUGCAAGAAUUUGGCCCCCACUUGGGAAAGAUUUGCAACGACAGCGGCCGAUAUUAAUGUGAAUGUUGCAAAAAUUGAUGUAACCACGUCGCCUUCUCUUAGUGGUCGAUUUUUUGUCACCGCCUUGCCAACCAUUUAUCACGUUAAAGAUGGUGAAUUCCGCCAGUACCGUGGCUCACGUGACGGCGAUGCUCUGAUGUUCUUUGUCAAACAAAAACAAUGGACCAAAUUGGAACCCAUAUCGGCCUGGAAGAAACCUGAUACUGUACAUAUGUCAGUGUUGUCAUAUUUCUUUAAAUUGUCACAUACUUUGAAGCUUGUCCAACAUUCAUUUAAGGAUUUCAAUGCCCGCCUCCAAGAAGAAUAUGGUCUACCCACCUGGGGUUCAUAUGCUCUCUUUGCCAUCGGCACAAUCUUUGUGGGAGCCGCCUUGGGCCUAAUGUUGGUCUGCGUUGUCGAUUUUCUCUAUCCACCCAAGAAACAUCAACGUCAAAGUUUCUCCGAAUCCAAGGAAAAUGGUCAAAAUGGCAUUGAAGAUAUAGCCAAUGAUGAAAUUGAAGAUGAUGCACCAAGAAAUGAAGACGACGAAGAAGAGGAGGAGGAUGAUGAAGAGGAAGAAGAAGAAGCCGCAGGCAAUGAUGAAGAUGACAACGAAGAGGAAGAGAAUGAGGAUGCCUCAACAGAAGAUGAUAAACAAAGUGAAUCCGAGGAACCGGAGAGUGAGAAAAAACAACCAGCCUCCCACAAGCAGGAAGAAAAAAAGGAAAACGAUACAAAACCUAGUCCCACAGAAGUGCGCAAGCGUAAGCCACGCAAGGCAGAUUAAGAAUUCACAACUCGUUUUUU